GUCGCAUUCUCAGUCACAAGUAGAGCCAGCACCAGAACGAUUCAAAAAUUCUACGUUGCCUGUUUCGGUGUAACAUUCCUUUGUACACAUCAUAUAUAUUUUAAAAAUCAUUUGUACUUUUGAAAGCGGAGAGUAUGGAGAUAACUGUGCCGCCGGAGGAUGCCCACUGGUCGUUGAAGUUCGUGGACAUUUGGAAGCCCUUUCCGCAGCAGAUUGUGGCCAACGCCACCUACAAGGUAAUCCGAUUCUUUUAUCCCCCCUUCGCCGUGGAAGCGGUCAAUGUCACCCACGUGGUCAGCGAUCCCGAGCUGAACGGUUUAAACGUGGCUCUGCUACUGGGCUUUCCCCUCUUUCUGGCCGGCAUCGGCUAUGGGGUGUAUAAAUAUGUGCUGAGAGUGAACCGAGUGGUCCGAAAGGCGCCGGCGAGACUGGACGAACUGGAGGCGCGCAUGAAGGCCAAGUACGGCCCGGAGUACAAGCAGGGAAUCUGGAAGCGAAGGGACAUCCCUGAGCCUUUCCUGGAUUUGAAGAGCCCCUGCGAACCGGUUGUUCAGAGCAAGCACGACCUUGAGACCAAGUCAUCCAACGUUUUCGUGGAUACCCACUGGCUGCCCGAGUCCAUCGAGAACUUUAUCAACGCCGACACUUCCGAGGAGAAUAGCAAGGCGAAUGUCACCUUCAAGGAGGAGGUCGAGUACCGCUUUUUUGACGGUAGCUCCCGGGUGGCUCUCCAUUCAGAUCUGGUGGAGCAAAUCAUAAGGACGGUCAAAGAGAGUUCUGCCGUGAAGCGCAAGGGCGCGAAGACGCCCCCACGAGCGUAGAAAAAUUACUUCCCGACUUGUUCACUCUCUCUCUCUAAAGUAACCCAGCAUUUUUGUAUCCUUUAAACGGAAAAAUCGAUUUAA
Molecule: messenger RNA, 905 nt
Organism: Drosophila subpulchrella
Lineage: Eukaryota; Metazoa; Arthropoda; Insecta; Diptera; Drosophilidae
Exons: 2
Coding region: 135-821 (228 amino acids)
Source: RefSeq, a predicted model, not a curated record